This is a messenger RNA of Sitodiplosis mosellana (orange wheat blossom midge), 4849 nucleotides long. RefSeq names its product xaa-Pro dipeptidase (gene Dip-C). Gene Ontology annotation, molecular function: manganese ion binding; metalloaminopeptidase activity. The transcript is spliced from 10 exons. The record is from RefSeq and is a predicted model, not a curated record. NCBI's taxonomy places the organism in Eukaryota, Metazoa, Arthropoda, Insecta, Diptera, Cecidomyiidae. Bases 3287 to 4615 code for a protein of 442 amino acids.
UACAGUAGGGUCUCGGAAAUUAGCAAUGAGAUAGCGAAAAUGCGAAGUUGCGUUUUUUGCACACAAAAAAAAUCAACGGGCAAACAUUUUAUCGAUUUUAAAAUAAAGUGAAAACCAUUUCACAUACCGCCCCGGAAUGGAAUGGUGCUAGUUAAAGUUCAGGAAAAAACAAAAAUGAAAAUCGAAGAAAAACUGCAAAGAAAUAAUUAAUGAAAAGUCUAUAAUUAUUUUGUAUGGAUAUUUAUUUAAAUCAUGACAUCGAAUCGAUAAUAUUCUACGAAAUAAUAAUCGAGCUUGGAAAUUGGUUGCGCGCGCGCGCGCGUAUUAGUGUGUAUGUGUAUUUGGGUGCAUGUGUUCCGAGUGGAGUUUGUCGGUCAGCAAUCAACAGUGCGCCUCAUUUUUCUCACAAACACCAGCGAAUUUAAUUGCUCGCCAGCGCUCAAUUGAUUCGCUGUUUUUGCGGCCGCAAUUGAUUUGUUUUUCUUUUUUAUUUUUAGCGCUGUAACGAUGUUUACAGAUUAAAUCAAGUAAUCAAAUCGACAACGAUUGCAUCGUUCAUUUUUCGCCAAUUUUGAUUAUACGAUGAUGUUUUGACGAAUGAUUUUCGUCGUCGAUAUACACACACAGAGCACAGGGAGAUUAUUCAAUCAUUAUGAAAUUGAGCGUGGAAAUGAUGAUUUGAUUACAAGCAUUCCAACGAAAAAUCGAAUUGAUUCUGUGAAACUAAACUCAUCCACGCUAUAGAGAGAUACCUACCAUUCGACUCCGUUUUAUCAUUUUUGCGAGAGAAUAUAACAUUGAUUCUAAAUUGAACAGUUGCCAAUAUACGAGAUAUUGCUGUAGAUAUAAAACACAAAUCGCGCGCCCCAAGACGACCAUAUCCAAUAAAUUUGCCUCUCUCGAUAUAUACAUGCAAAUAUAUCAAUGAACUUUAAACAACUGAAAUUCGGCCGAAAAAAAAACACAACAUAACAAAUACAUAUGUACACACGAGCCACACGAACGACACUCUUUUACGUCGCUUUGCGUAUAUAAUAAAGCAUGAAUCGUCCUAUGCGGAAUGACAAACGUGUACAAUUUUGUAUAUUAAUCAUUGUUUUAUUAUAAUUCUCUCUUUUUUUUCGUUCACAUGUUCGUUCGUUCGUUCAGGCAUUUGUCACUUUAGCCGACCGUUUUAUUUUAAAUGGCUCAGACGACAGCAAUUUUCAAAACCACGACGCAAAUUCAUUGAGCCAACACUUUUCAUUACGAAAUUCUCUUAUCAAUAGAAUGAGGAAAUUUGUAAGAAUUAUAAAGAAAAGAAUCAACUCUUUAUCAUCAAAUUCCGUUGUGAUGAGAAAGUGAAUUUUUUUUUUCGAUUUUUCUUUCGACGCUACAUGAAUCGUAGAGCUGUUUAAUUUUUAAAAUUUUUAAUCAUUUUUAAUUUUCAUUCCAAAGAAUACUUUUGAAAUUUUUCCUCACCAGUUUUUUUGAUUAUUUUUAUCAAACGUGGAAUGCUUUGUAUACUGAUACAUGUAUUUGCUUGGAACUCAGUUGACCGAAGCGCCAUCUAAAGAACCGAUGGCGAAUUCGUUAUGUCUGUAUGUUAUACUUCAGUAUGACGUUUGACAGAACGGAGAGUGUACUUGAUUGUAUUGUCAUUAGCCUUAGAUUAUCUAGGUGGUGUUUGCGCUCAAUAUCAGUUGUCAAAGUAAAAAAGAAUAGGACCGUUGAUUUUUAUUCGGUUAUCUGAGUUGCCUUAGAAGUUUUUACAUUCGGAUUUUAAUGAAACAAUGAGAGAAAACGCUAAAAUGUUCAUGUUGCAUCACAAAUCGAAUUUAUUUCAAGAAUUGUGUUCAAAAGUUGUAUACUUCUGUCAGCGUUGUGGGCAUCAUCAAAUUCAAAAUUAGUAAAUAAUUGAACUCUAGCACAAUAUCGACAUAUCUUUCGAGUAAAUUGAGCAAUAACAUCCGGUGUAUGCAUUUUCUUUUGAAUAUUUUUUCUUGCAUCCGUAAUGGCUGACCCAACUGUAUAUUCGUAUGCCUUUUUCUGAGCACUGUUCGGGCUUUUUCCAUGGCAAAAUGUCGUCAAACCAUUUGCUUUGCUUUGCUUUGCAAUCGAUAUACGCCCAAUCUCUGGCUCACACUCAUUAUAGUUGUGGCCAACUUACUCUGGUAUUCCGUUUGGAACUUGACCAUAUCGUAACCAUGUGUAGGAGAAAUUAUUAGUUUUGAAAAGAAAAAUUCUUAGACUUUCAAUUACAAUAUGAAUGAGAAAUAUUAGACGAAAUUGUUACCUGUGUUGACAGCAACCAAAAUCAAAACAAUGAAUACAUGUCUCAUGGCUUCCUUUCAAAUCAAAGAUUGAAAAAUAUAAUAACUUGACACUCAGUUCACCGUUCUUUUAUACACACUAGGAUCGUUUGAUGCGGCGCUUCAAUUAAAAAUACUUCAAAUUGCUGGAAUGUUCACACUUCACACUCAAAGGGAAAUAUGCCGUGCAAUUAUCGGAAGAUAAUUAAAUAUUUGUUAAAUAUCAUCCAUUAAACACUGAGAAUUACUUCAAUUUUUGGAGUUUAUCAUCAUCACUAAUUGACGUAAUUGACAUUAUUCCAAUUUUAAUUGGAUUGCAACUUUUGUCGACCAGAGAGUAUGGAAUCUGUAAAUUAGUCUGUUUCAAGCGAAUUUACAUGGGUUGCUGUUUUUCUCAAAACAAAGCGAACAAGAGACAAAAAAUAGCAUCAUUUUCAUUUGAACGCAACGUCAAUUGUAUUAUGUGAAGAUUGUACAAUAUUUGACGAUUUCGAUGAACUGAUUGCAUUAUUUGCUACAAAACAUUCGCGAAAAGAAAUUUACGGCGGAAUAAGUGCACGUCGACAUUUUUUCCGUUUAAAUGGAGAAUUUGAUGUGAUUUUCCUCAACUAAAACAAAAUUAUCCAAGAAAUAUUUGAUAAGUUUCUUAAUCUGUACAUUUUUUGUUCUCUAAAGAGCUCAGUAGCAAAAAUGCCAUCUUAAUCGAUACAUUGUUCCAUUCCUUUAAAAUGAUUCAUUCCUCCUUUUUCUUUGGAGAGUGUCGACAGAUUGGAUUUUAAACCAAGCGGUGACCCAUCAUAGCAUGUGCUUAUUUGAAGUCGUUGGCGUGAGCAUUACGUCGCAUUUGUGUUUUUGCCCUCAAAACAAAGAGGUCUCUCUCUCUCUCUCUCUGGAGUUUCGUGUGGUGCGCGCACACACGUUUUUGUGGCAGCGUUUAAUGAAUUUUCAUUGUGCUAUUUUGCGUAACAUAUUUCCAUAUAUGUAAUAAUUUUCCGAUGUGUCGCCAGCAAGACGAGUCUCAAUCACUGUAUGAAAUACACCACCAUAAAAUUACAUACUUAAAAAAAAAUCGAUCGGAGCCAUUUUUCACGUAUUUCUUCGGGGUGCGUGAGCCGGGAUUUUAUGGCGCUGUGAAUGUGUCUACCGGCAAAGCGACACUUUUUGCACCACGAUUACCAGCGGAAUAUGCUACUUGGAUGGGAACACUGUGGACACCGGAUGACUUUAAGGCCCGUUACAACGUUGAUGAAGUUCGUUUUGUGGAUGAUCUCGAUGCAUUCUUCACGGAACACGAGGCAUCCCAAUUAUUACUGUUGAAAGGCCGAAAUUCGGACAGCCACCUUGUUAUUCAACCGGCUUCAUUCGAUGGAAUCGAUAAGUACAACACAAAUGAUAGCAUUUUGUAUCCAGUGGCGGCUGAAUGUCGAGUUAUUAAGUCACCGGCUGAAAUCGAGGUGCUGCGCUAUGUGGCCAAGGUAUCGUCUGACGCACACAAAGUUGUCAUGAAAACGAUUAAGCCUGGAAUGAAAGAAUACGAAUGCGAAUCACACUUUUUGCAUCAUGCAUACGCGGUUGGUGGAUGUCGUCACGCUUCAUAUACGUGCAUUUGUGGCAGUGGUAGAAAUGGAUCGAUCCUUCACUACGGCCAUGCAGCAGCGCCUAACGAUAAAGUCAUCAAUGAUGGCGAAAUUGCGCUAUUUGAUAUGGGUGCCAAUUAUUUUGGAUAUGCCGCUGACAUCACAUGCAGUUAUCCGGUCAAUGGCAAAUUCACCGACGACCAACGAUUUAUUUACAAAGCCGUUUUGGCCGCUUGCCAAGCUGUUCAUAAUGCCGCAAAACCGGGCGUUAACUGGGUUGCCAUGCACGAUUUAGCCAAUCGAGUACUUUUGACCAAAUUAAAGGAAGGUGGCCUUUUGCAAGGCGAAGUCGAUGACAUGAUGAAAGUCGGCAUCAAUGGCAUUUUUCAACCACAUGGACUGGGACAUUUUCUUGGUCUUGAUGUGCACGAUGUUGGAGGCUAUUUGGAAGGACAUCCAGAGCGUCCUACGCUCCAAGGAUUCACUUCACUUCGUUUUGCACGCGAUUUGAAAGCCGGCAUGUAUGUUACCAUUGAGCCAGGCUGUUACUUCAUCAAGCAUCUGCUUGACGAAGCAUUCAAAAAUCCAGAGAAGAGUAAAUUUUUGGUUGCGGACAAAAUUAAGCGUUUCGAAAACUUUGGCGGUGUUCGUAUCGAAGAUGAUGUCCUCAUCACGGAGACAGGCUGUGAAAACUUUGCUAUUGUUCCUAGAACAGUUGAAGAAAUUGAGGCAUGGAUGACUUCUUAGACGGAUAACAUGAAAUUCUUUCAAUUUGCCAAAUCAAUGCUCUUUUAAAAACAGCGUAUUGAAUUGUUCGCCGAAAAAAACACGUUGCAUUUUGUUUCGCACUUUUUUCCCACUGCUUGCAAAUAGAGAAAUUGUGAAUGAAAAAUUAAAUUUUAUACGUACUUUCAAAGCAUUUAUUGCUAAUAUCAUCAAAUUGUCAAAUUUUAUAUUGAAAUAAAUUUAUUUGAAUCAGAA